Scylla paramamosain (green mud crab) is the source of this 4445-nucleotide messenger RNA. RefSeq names its product serine-rich adhesin for platelets-like. The record is from RefSeq and is a predicted model, not a curated record. NCBI's taxonomy places the organism in Eukaryota, Metazoa, Arthropoda, Malacostraca, Decapoda, Portunidae. Gene Ontology annotation, cellular component: NSL complex. Bases 1 to 2136 code for a protein of 711 amino acids. Gene Ontology annotation, molecular function: histone acetyltransferase binding. The transcript is spliced from 12 exons.
AUGGCGGGGGAGAGGAGGGAGAGGGGAGAGGCUGGCCUAAUGCUCUGCCUCAUUAUAGUGUGCAUGGGAGUGUCGUCAGUGUGGAGGAGGCUGGCCGGUGGAGGGGCGUGGCGCUGCGUGAUCCCCGCCCACCUCGACCUGCAUGACCCCGCCCUCACCUGCCUGGCCGCCCCCACCAACCGCACCGCCGUCAAUGGCUACCACAGUCGGAUGGAGGAAGCCGUGGGCGUGGGCGGUGGGCGGGGGCGCGGACGGGGGGGCGGCAGCGGCAGGAUCCCCGCCGUGCAGUGCAAGUGUGUCCCGCCCCUCACCUGUGUGCUGUGUACGCGCUUACAAGGGGUGACGCCCCCCGCCGCGCCCCCUGACCCCUACACCGCAGCCGGCCAGGCGAGCGCCACGGCGAGGGUCGACCCAACUUACCACCCUGUGCUCUCCCAGCCGGCAGACGUGUCCCUCUCAGAAAAGUUUGACGUUAUGUUGAAGACGAUGGACUGGCAGAGACAAGUACUGACCACCAAGACGCCUCAGCUGAAAUCUGUGAGGGAAAACUUAUACGUGGAGAAGAAGAAGAAGAAGAGUAAAGAUAAGGAGGUGAAGAAAGACCACAAGAAACAUAAAAAGGAUGGCAAGGGAAGAAUAACAUUGAAGUUGAAGAGAUCACCGUUUACUGGAGAGCUAACAAAAGAUGGGGACUCUAAAAGGAAAAAGUCUUCAUCCCAGGAGCCCACAUGGUCCCCGGUAGCACUCAGCAGCGGUGUUCUCUCCUCAGUACCGGCCAAGAAGGUUCGGGUUGAGGAGGAUGACGACUCCAGCUCAGUGUACGGCAGCAGCCUGCACUCCUCCCCCACCGCCAGCCCAGCACCCAUUGACCGCUCUGCUCUUAAAAGACAGUCAACCUCAAACCAGAAAAAUAAACAGCAGAAAUAUGAGCUAAUGUACAGAAUGAACACAGUUGAGGCAAAGCAAAACUGUCAAUGCAAACAUGUCUUCAGAAACCAUCAGUUCAAAUUCCUACGACAUCGACAACAUCGUGAUCCCACACAGCAUGGCCGCCUCAACGCGUGUGGAGAAACUAGAAUACAAAGAAAUCCCAACUCCAAGUGGAGGAUAGUCCCUUACGUCCCCAACAAUGUUCAUAGUUCAAAAAGUGCUAGUCAGGAGGAGGAGGAAGAAGACGUUAGUGAAGAGGCAGUGGCUGCCCGUCACAGCCGCAGUGAAGAAUUGGAACGGAAGAAGUUCCUCCAGUACCUCCACAUGCAGGUGACAUCAAGGUCUUCCCGCUCCCGACGAACAGACUCCUCAGGAACUAACACGCCAGACCAUCCCCUGUCACCACGUCCUCCAGACCCUGCCAGUGACACCAUCUCCCCCUUAGCUACCCCCCCAACCACACCCUUGGCCCCUUCAGAGGAUUCCAAUCAGUCCUCCUCCCUCCCAACAGUUGCCAGUAUUCAGAGUUCCAGUUGUAGUACAUCAGGUGCCACCAGCUCUAGCUUCACCACCCUGGUCGCUCAGGCUGGGCUAUCCAACAUAUCUCCUCAACCCUCACAGCAACAACAUCAACAACAACAGCAGCAACAUCAACCUAGUCAGCUUCUCAUUCAUAAUUCUCAGAUCUCCUCCAACUCCAUUUUAACACAUCUUCCCACCUCUACAUCAAUAUCUGCUGCCUCGUCGAUAUCCACCUCAGUAUCCUCCUCCCUGUCUUCAUCCACACCCUCGUCGAUAGCCACAUUCUCGUCGCUCCUGUCCGGGGCGCGCCGGAACCGCACCUUCAGCAGUAGCAGUGCCACCAAGAGCAAGGUGUCUGCUGGUGUGGAGGAGGGUGCCCCUGAGAGGCCAGAGGGCAUGACACCUUAUGAACAACGUGUCUUCCCGCUUAACGAUGCCGAGUUAAUGCUGAUAACACGGGAGACAGAAGACUGUGAUAUAGGCCCUCCAAGCCCACCCUUUGACACUUCAGCCAAUGAUGCCAAUAAUUGUGAAGAGAGUGGCCGCAGCACCCCCAUGAGUGAGGUGACAGACUCUGCCCCAGAAGAGGAUGGAGAGUUUGAUGACACAGCCGCCCCCAAGUGGACCAUCUCGGGACUGAAGGAUGCCACCGGCCAGUGUGUGCUGCAGAUUCACCGCAACUGACGGUGGCCUACCUCGGAUAAAGUGGAUUACAGGAACUAAGAAUUAAAGGUGUACAAAAAAUAUCUAAAUGAAUGAUGAAGUUUUAUAUCUUACUUUUAUUUAUUUAUUCGAUCUCUUUCACAGCCAAAGGAAAGGAAAUGGGAUCCUUUGUACAUCAAAAUGAUUUUCUAUUUUAUAAUUGGUGAUAGAUUCAAUGUUACUAACUAUAUGAAAAUCUUUCAUUGUUUAAGUGGACAGGAUAGGAACCAAUACAGUAAGGCAAAAAAAGCAAAAAAUAAAACUAAAAAAAAAAGAGGGAGAGGCAAGUUCAGUAUAUACUAGCAAGAAUCAAGAAUCUAUACACAGUGCUCUUUCCAUUGGAGCACCUCACUCCGCCCUGCUAGUUACCCACCAGACAUUGCUUUAAGGCAUCACCACACUGCACUGUUAGGCAUCCUGGGCCGUGCUCUGCGGGAUGAGUGUUGUGUGAGCAGUAGUUGUGGAAUGUAUCUCGGGUAUGGACUAAGCUUUUGCCACUCAUUUAAUCUUCAUCUGGCAUAAUCACAUGCAGUUCAGUAUGCAAACUAAUGCUGUCUGAAGGUGAACUCCUGAUGUCUUCAAGGAUGUAGAGGCUUGUCAAGGGAAGGUUCAGCACUCCCAGUAAGUAGAGGUGUAGAAUGUCAUACCUUCUUGUCCCUGUGUUAGAUAUAUAUUUCUGAGUAACAAAGAGGUCUACCAAAAAUAAGUUGGUAAUUAUUGACAAAGUCAAGUUUAUUAUACAUGGUAUCAGUACCCUUUUUGAAUUUUCUAUUUUAGUAUUUAAAAUUUCUUUGUCACUGGGCAGGGUAGGCAUGUUGAAGUAGGUAGAUUAGGCUGUGGCAUUUGUCGGUAGCCUCCCUGCAUGAAGAGACUGAAUUCUAAGAGAUGAAAACAAGUGAUAAAGUUUUGAGGUUUGCUUUGUAUAGAAGAUUAGAUUACAAGUAUGUUAAGCAUGUAUUAAUCAGUUCAUACUGAAUGUAGAGAGGGAACCUUUCACAUUGAAAGACUUCCAAGGAAAUGGUCAGUACGGAGUAAUUUUCAAGUUAUUUACGGUGGUGGUGAGCUGGUGGUGUGUAAUGGCAUACCAAUCAAGGUUUGAAACCUUUGUGGUGUUAUGCUUGACAUCUUAGAAGUACUUGUGUGGUGGAUGCUGGCAUGUAGAAAGGAAGGUGUGGACCGGAGGGAUUCAGUGAAUCUGUUCAGGAUAUGCGAUCAUGUGUAUUUAGUGCAUAUUUGUUGAUUUCAAUGCCAAAGUGUUCAGAGGGACAUAGAGUAAUUCCCCACUUGCAAAUAUAAUCCAUAAUCACUUGUACAAAACAUUUUAUUUAACUUUUUUUUUGUUUAUUUAUUUAUUUAUUUUUUUUUUAGUUUACUGUCAUGGAUAGACCAUCUACUGCUUUGUGUGUUGAACUUUGAGAUUUGUUGAAGUAUGGUUUGACAGGUUGUUACAACAGCUGUGUUAGUGCCGUGUGCAUUAAGACUACAUAUGUGAGUAAAUACUUUGAAUUAUGUAUUUGGAUAGCCCAGUGCUUAAUGUGCUGAUAGAUUUUGAUGUUGAAAUGCUGGAAAUAUGGCUGGCCUAGCUGACCAUUAUUUGAAAUGAAUGUUUUAAUGAAAGGGGAGCAGUUGUUCACAUGCUAGUUAGCAUUUGCAAUAUCAAGAUGGAGCUCCUGAAGGAAAGAGCAUCUGUUUCAGGAGAGUAACAAUGGCCUUUAUAAAGACUAGAUCGGUCCUCUUUCCCAGCUGCGCCUCAUGCCUGCAGUGGCGGCACAGCUCAAUAUACGCUUAUGUAAUAUGUGUCAUGGACUCCGAAUAGCCCAUUGUACUGUUUGUUUUCCUGAAGGAACGUAGUGUUUACACAAUGUUUCCCCUUUGUUAUAUUUUCAGGUAUUUUAUGUAUGUACUAAUUGCUCUAGUGAUGUUAAGAGGAAGGUGUUUAUGUUGAUGCUCUUGAGGAAGGCUCCUGUGUAAGAGGUUCUGUCAAAUAUUACUACUAGAUAUGGAAGUAUUUGUAUUUUAUCAAACUUUACCCGUCAGGUUUUUUUUCCAUGAAUUAUAGCAUAUCCUCUUUAGAAACAAAUGAUCCUGUUUUCGUUUAGUUGUAUAUGUAUAUACCAUUAAAAUUUCGAUAUAGGAUGGGUACAAUGGCAUUUGUAAAUAAUGUAUAGAUUCCAAUUUGAACAAGUAUUUAUAUUAUUCAAUGUUUCAUUGAAGUUAAUACUUGUUGGCUGAUCAAGAAAAGCACUGUCCUAAGUCAUUUCAAAAGAAAAAAAUAUAAAUUGAACACUGUC